GUUUAGGACUUAAGUGCCACAAAUUGAAACAUUUGUCUGAACACAUUUAAACAUUUAGUUAUCAAUAAAUCCGAUUUAAUCAUUAAAACUCCGACAACUACUCAGCCAUUUGAAUGAACGGUUUGGAUGCUGUGAUGGCUCAACAAUAAUAUAAUUAACUAAUGGCUUCACUUAAAGACCAAACAUCACAUCUGAUAUAGACUUACAUAACAAAUACUACAACAAAAGUUGUUUGUAUUGCAAACAAAAAUAAGAGAAUAUAUUUAUCGACGAAAAACGUAAACUUAUAAUCAAAAUUGAAAGUAUGGAUAGUAUGGUCAUAGAGUUGUAUAACAGCGACAAAAUUGUGUCGACAAUGCUUAACAAGAGUGACCCAAUAGUGAUGGACACUACCAUCAUCUAUGAUAACAGUUCCUCCGAUAUGAGCACAACAGAGAUGCCACCCGAAAACAUAUUCAUACUUCCCAUUUGGCAACAAAUUUUGUGGACUAUAGUGUUCGGGACUAUGGUUAUAGUGGCCGCCGGCGGUAAUAUCAUUGUCAUAUGGAUUGUUUUGGCACACAAGAGAAUGCGAACGGUUACCAAUUAUUUUUUGGUUAACCUUAGUUUGGCCGACACAAUGGUGUCCACACUUAACGUUAUAUUCAACUUUAUCUAUAUGUUGAACAGUGACUGGCCUUUUGGUCAGUUUUAUUGUAAAAUUUCCAACUUUAUUGCUAUUGUUUCGGUGGGCGCCAGUGUUUUCACAUUAAUGGCAAUAGCUAUUGACAGAUAUAUGGCAAUAGUUCAUCCAUUGAGACCACGUAUGUCUCGGACGACAACAAUAAACAUAAUUUUCUGCAUUUGGAUCGCCAGUAGUUUACUUUCUUUGCCAAACAUUAUCUUCUCGACCACUGAGAGAGAAGUCUUUUCUAAUGGAGACUCAAGAGUAAUUUGUUACAUGGAGUGGUUUGAUGGACCUAGUACAAAAUCACAAAUGGAAUAUAUAUAUAAUGUCAUCAUUUUGUUGGUCACAUAUAUGCUUCCAAUAGUAUCUAUGAUAUACACAUAUUUUCGUGUGGGUCGAGAAUUAUGGGGCAGUUCUGCUAUAGGAGAGUGUACUGCAAAACAAAUGGAAAGCAUUAAAUCAAAGAGAAAGAUAGUGAAGAUGAUGAUGAUGGUAGUGGCUAUAUUUGGGAUAUGUUGGGCUCCAUAUCAUAUAUACUUUCUAUUGGCGCCUCAUUAUCCCGAAAUGAUUAGUUCAGAUUAUGUUCAACACAUAUAUCUAUCGAUCUAUUGGUUAGCUAUGAGUAACUCAAUAUAUAAUCCAUUUGUCUAUUGCUGGAUGAAUUCAAGGUUUCGCCAGGGAUUCAAAAAUGCUUUUUGCUGUUCAUGUUUGAGGGCCGGGGAUGAGAGCCGACGCUUUGAAGAGCAUCGUUAUUACGGAGCGCCGAGAUAUAGCUGUGCCUCAGAAGCCUGUCCUACAGAUAUGAGAGUCCGAUACAAUGGUAACGGAGACAUCAGUCUUCAUACGGUAACGGAGACACUCCAUACCAAUAGUGCCACAUCCGGGCCCUCAUCACUGCAACCAAAGUUUGCGUUCAGAACUGAAAUGCUGUGAUUGUGUGACAAAACGGUCCAACAAUUCUUAUAUUGUAUAUAAUAUUUAAUC
Messenger RNA from Oppia nitens, 1651 nucleotides. RefSeq names its product tachykinin-like peptides receptor 99D. The record is from RefSeq and is a predicted model, not a curated record. Gene Ontology annotation, biological process: G protein-coupled receptor signaling pathway. The transcript is spliced from 8 exons. Bases 305 to 1600 code for a protein of 431 amino acids. NCBI's taxonomy places the organism in Eukaryota, Metazoa, Arthropoda, Arachnida, Sarcoptiformes, Oppiidae. Gene Ontology annotation, cellular component: plasma membrane. Gene Ontology annotation, molecular function: tachykinin receptor activity.